GGGCCGCCGCUCCUCCCGCCUCCGCGUCCUCGCCCCGCGGUGAUGGCUCUGUGGUCGCUCCUGCCGUGCCCGCCGCCGCCGCUGCUGCUGCUGCUGCUGCUGCUGCUGGGGGUCCCCGCGGCGGCACGGGGGUCCCCGCGGAAAGUCCUCUCCGAGGGGGCGGCCGCCUGCAAGGUUGGGGACCUAUGCCUGCAGGAGCCCCUCAGGAAGUCAGAAGCACCACUUGUCAAUGUGAGCGUCUACUACGAGGCACUGUGUCCCGGGUGCCGGGCCUUCCUGGUCCGAGAACUCUUCCCGACCUGGCUGAUGGUCCUGGAGAUCCUCAAUGUCACGCUGGUGCCCUAUGGAAAUGCCCAUGAACAAAAUGUCAGCGGCAGGUGGGAGUUCACAUGUCAGCACGGUGAGCAGGAAUGCAAGCUUAACAAGGUGGAGGCCUGCCUGUGGGACAAGCUAGAUAAAAAUUUGGCCAUCCUGAUCAUUGUCUGCAUAGAGGAAAUGGAUGACAUGGAGGAAAAUCUGAAACCGUGCAUGGAGAUCUAUGCCCCAACAAUGUCCCCAGACACCAUCAUGGAGUGUGCAGUGGGGGACCGUGGCAUGCAGCUCUUGCACAUUAAUGCCCAGCUUACAGAUGCUCUGCAGCCGCCCCACGAAUAUGUGCCCUGGGUCGUCGUCAAUGGGAAACCCCUGAAAGAUCUGAGUCAGCUCCUAAGCCUCGUCUGCCAGUUGUACCAGGGUGAGAAGCCAGAUGCCUGCCAACUCACAGCCACCUCCCAAAGGAAAGUGUGCUUCAAAUGACAGCUGUUGCCCUGGAAGGGAGCUGAUGGAGGAAGAGCAAGAAAGAGCACACCUGCCCGUUUUUUUCUGAUCCCUGACUCUCAGCCACUGCUGCUCAUCAUCACAGUAACUUCUACACAUUCUAUGAAGCCCAGACUCAGAAUCCUGCCCCAAGAUUAAGCAUCUUGCCCCACUGAGAUUGGUGCUACAUUGAAACUAGUUUAAUAAACACUUCUGGAUUUUGUGAUUCAUUUGA
Messenger RNA from Canis lupus familiaris (dog), 1030 nucleotides. It is a transcript of the gene IFI30, whose product is annotated as IFI30 lysosomal thiol reductase. Gene Ontology annotation, molecular function: oxidoreductase activity, acting on a sulfur group of donors, disulfide as acceptor. Lineage: Eukaryota; Metazoa; Chordata; Mammalia; Carnivora; Canidae. The record is from RefSeq and is a predicted model, not a curated record. Bases 43 to 795 code for a protein of 250 amino acids. The transcript is spliced from 7 exons. Gene Ontology annotation, cellular component: lysosome.